UGGGGGAUUCGGUGAAGGAAGCUCGUAACAUGGCGGAUAGCGAGGAAGGCUUCGGGCUCCCCACCACGCCGGCCGACUCGGAAACCAAGGAGCUGCAGGCUGAAGCUAAGCAGGACACGCAGCUGGGGGCCACCAGCAAGGCCCCUACCUCUCCACAGGCAGCCUUCACCCAGCAGGGUAUGGAGGGGAUCAAGGUGUUUUUGCACGAGCGGGAGCUGUGGCUGAAAUUUCACGAGGUGGGCACCGAGAUGAUCAUCACCAAGGCUGGGAGGCGUAUGUUCCCCAGUUACAAAGUGAAGGUCACUGGACUUAAUCCAAAAACUAAGUACAUACUGUUGAUGGAUAUUGUACCAGCGGAUGACCACAGAUACAAAUUUGCAGAUAAUAAAUGGUCGGUGACAGGGAAGGCAGAACCGGCCAUGCCAGGUCGCCUGUACGUCCACCCCGACUCCCCCGCCACCGGCGCCCACUGGAUGAGGCAGCUGGUUUCCUUCCAAAAACUUAAGCUCACCAACAACCACCUGGAUCCCUUCGGACAUAUCAUCCUGAACUCCAUGCACAAAUACCAGCCCCGGCUCCACAUCGUCAAGGCGGAUGAGAACAAUGGCUUUGGGUCCAAGAACACAGCCUUUUGCACCCACGUUUUCCCAGAGACCGCCUUCAUUGCCGUCACCUCCUACCAAAACCACAAGAUCACCCAGUUAAAGAUUGAGAACAACCCCUUUGCGAAAGGUUUCCGUGGCAGUGACGACAUGGAGCUCCACAGGAUGUCCAGGAUGCAGAGUAAAGAGUACCCAGUCGUUCCCAGGAGCACAGUGAGACAGAAAGUGUCCUCGAAUCACAGCCCGUUCAGCGGCGAGACCAGGGUCCUCUCCGCCUCCUCCAACUUGGGCUCCCAGUAUCAGUGCGAGAACGGGGUGUCGAGCACCUCCCAGGACCUGCUGCCGCCUGCCAACCCAUACCCCAUCUCCCAGGAGCACAGCCAGAUCUACCACUGCACCAAGAGGAAAGAUGAGGAAUGUUCAAGCACUGAGCAUCCCUACAAGAAGCCCUACAUGGAGACCUCUCCAGCAGAAGAGGAUCCUUUCUACCGCUCCAGCUACCCCCAGCAGCAGGGACUGAACACGUCGUACAGGACUGAGUCGGCCCAGAGGCAAGCGUGCAUGUACGCCAGCUCGGCGCCCCCCACGGACCCCGUGCCCAGCCUGGAAGACAUCAGCUGUAACACGUGGCCCAGCGUGCCCUCCUACAGCAGUUGCACAGUAUCUGCCAUGCAACCCAUGGACAGGUUACCCUACCAGCAUUUCUCUGCCCACUUCACCUCCGGGCCGCUGAUGCCCCGUCUGGGCAGCGUGGCCAACCACACGUCCCCCCAGAUAGGAGACACCCACAGCAUGUUCCAGCACCAAAGCUCGGUUUCUCACCAGCCUAUUGUGCGGCAGUGCGGACCUCAGGGCGGCAUCCAGUCCCCCGCCAGCAGCUUGCAGCCCGCUGAGUUCCUCUAUUCGCACGGAGUGCCUCGAACCCUCUCACCCCACCAGUACCACUCAGUGCACGGCGUGGGCAUGGUGCCAGAGUGGAGCGAGAACAGCUAA
Molecule: messenger RNA, 1595 nt
Organism: Tinamus guttatus (white-throated tinamou)
Lineage: Eukaryota; Metazoa; Chordata; Aves; Tinamiformes; Tinamidae
Gene: TBX5
Product: T-box transcription factor 5
Biological process (GO): regulation of transcription by RNA polymerase II; cell fate specification; cardiac left ventricle formation
Cellular component (GO): nucleus; chromatin
Molecular function (GO): RNA polymerase II cis-regulatory region sequence-specific DNA binding; DNA-binding transcription factor activity, RNA polymerase II-specific
Source: RefSeq, a predicted model, not a curated record